GCCUCUUGCAGCAGCAGGAGUGCGUUUGAUACAAGAGACGGUGCAGCCAUGGGUCUGACCCGGGGAUUUAAAUUCUUGGACACAGUGGCACGCUUUGUUGCUCAGUGAGGAUGGAAAGAAGACGAGGAGGAUCUUAACAAACCCACCAGGUAGCAUCGUUUCAGCACAAGGAUGCCGCUGGUGAAGCGCACCAUCGAGCCCAGGCACCUGUGCCACACAGUCCUGCCAAGGAACAUCAAGAAUGAGCUGGAGUGCGUGACCAACAUCUCCUUGGCCAGCGUCAUCCGUCAGCUCAGCAGCCUCAGUAAAUAUGCAGAGGACCUUUUUGGAGAGCUGUUCAAUGAGGCCCAUUCCUUCUCUUUCCGGGUCAACUCUCUGCAGGAGCGGGUGGACCGCCUCUCAAUCAGCGUCACACAACUGGACCCCAAAGAGGAGGAAUUGUCUCUUCAGGACAUCACCAUGAGGAAGGCCUUCAGGAGUUCUACCAUUCAGGACCAACAGCUGUUUGACCGCACCUCUUUGCCAGUCCCGCUGCAGGAGAGCCUCCAGACCUGCGAGCAGCCGCCGCCCCUCAACAUCCUCACACCCUACAGGGAUGACGGUAAGGAAGGACUGAAGUUCUACACGGAUCCAUCGUACUUCUUUGACCUGUGGAGGGAAAAGAUGCUGCAGGACACGGAGGACAAGAGGAAGGAGAGGCGGAAACAGAAGCUGGAAAUGCCUUAUCUUGUGUGUCCCAAGAGUCUUUCUGAAACCCCUCCUCCCUUCCUUACUCCCCCAGAGUUGCAGGACCCCCGCAUGUAUGAUCAGGUCUAUAGGUACUUAGACCUUCCAGGGCAGCUGAAGGCGAUCGACCGCCCGCCGGAGCUGGACAAAAUACCACGGCAGCCGCACGAUCGCAAGAAGGAGUGGCAAAAACUGGCGCUGGGCGCAGAGCUCGCCCAGGACGCAGCAGAGGACAAACACAGAGAGGUCAACGGUUCGGCCGGUUACCACGACAACAACAGGGCUCCUCUGUACAUGGAGCAGCUGGACGGGCCCUUCUCGCUGGCGGCGCUGCCCUACAGCCAGAUGAAUGAGCUGCUGAACCGCACCGGGGACAGAAUGUAUUCCCGACCCCAUGACCCUCCGCCGCCUCCACCUCCCGGGCACCCGCUGGGAGAGAUUAAGCCUCCCUCUGUGAUCAGCUCCAGUUCAGGUUUUUCCGACAGCAGACCUCAGUCUCCGGCGAGGACAGCAGGCUUCAACUCCAGCACUCCUCCGCCUCCUCCACCCCCACUUCCACCCCCUCCUCCCCCCUUACCCUCCACGGGCCUGCGGGGCACCCCUCCCCCUCCUAUCCCUCCCCUGCCAGUCCAGCAUCAGCCUCCAGCCAUCCCGCCUCCCCCUGCUCCACUUCAGAUCGCCCCGGGCGUUCUCCACCCGGCCCCGCCGCCCGUGGCGCCGCCCCUCCACUCCUCGUCUCCAGCCCGUCUCCACCACGUCCUGGACAAGGGCUCUGGGACCCAUUCAGACGGCACCAUCCUGCCUCCUCCCCCACCGCCACCUCCUCUGCCCCUCCCCGGAGCGCGGAGCUCGCCGCCCUGUUCGUCGGGUCCUCCGCCUGUGCCGGCUUUCCCCUCAGCCGGAGCCAUGGCCUUCCCGCCACCGCACACCACUCACGACGUGGUGACCAAGAGGCACCAUCCAUCCAACCUGCCGCCCAUCAGCGACGCACGCAGCGUCCUGCUGGAGGCCAUCAGAAAAGGCAUCCAGCUGCGAAAAGUGGAGGAGCAGCGAGAACAGGAGGCUAAACACGAGCGGGUCGGGAACGACGUGGCCACCAUCCUCUCGCGGCGCAUUGCUGUGGAGUACUCCGACUCCGAGGAUGAGUCGGAGUUUGACGAAGGAGACUGGAUGGAAUGAUGGAGGGAAAACAAGAGAAAUCAGCGUUGGUGGUUGAGGACAAAACAUUUUCAGGUGCCCCGGCCUCCACGGCUCACCGUCAAAGAAGAGAAGCGUCUUGUCAUAUCUCUGUUCGGUGGAGAGUCUCCACGUCAUUCUCAUUCAUCUGUCUGGUGUUUCAUAAGCAGAGUUUUCCCUCUUUUCUACUGGAUUUCUUGUUGUGAAAUCCCCCACAUGUUUACUGUUAGACAAGAAAAUAACUACUUUUGUGUUCAAUUAAAAAAAAAAAAAAA
This is a messenger RNA of Nematolebias whitei (Rio pearlfish), 2177 nucleotides long. RefSeq names its product WASP family member 1 (gene wasf1). The coding region runs from base 172 to 1905 and encodes 577 amino acids. Gene Ontology annotation, cellular component: cytoskeleton. The record is from RefSeq and is a predicted model, not a curated record. NCBI's taxonomy places the organism in Eukaryota, Metazoa, Chordata, Actinopteri, Cyprinodontiformes, Rivulidae. Gene Ontology annotation, molecular function: protein kinase A regulatory subunit binding; actin binding; Arp2/3 complex binding. Gene Ontology annotation, biological process: positive regulation of Arp2/3 complex-mediated actin nucleation; actin cytoskeleton organization. The transcript has 11 exons.